UCAUUCAUUUUUGGUCAGUCUACUCGACAACAUCAACAUAACGGUUGCUUGCUGUGCAAAGCAGAAGUGCGGGUUCGUUUGCUUUUUAUUUCCUCACUACUACACUACCAACGUGUCAGUCAGUCAUCUGUGGACAGCGCGUGUUUCAUUCGUGAUUUGCAGGCAGACUUUCUUACUACCCGCGCGGAUAUCGUCGAAUCGAAUUCCACACCAAGCACACUUCCGUGAGCAGAAGACAACCAGAGGCGUUCCAGCGGCAGCCGCAGAUUAGUUUUUUCUCCGUGUCAAUUUUGUUUGUCGUAUGUCCAUCCAGAAUCUUAAUACAUUCGACCCAUUUGCGGAUGCAAUAAAGGGUGCAGAUGAUGAUGUACAAGACGGACUCGUGCAUAUAAGAAUUCAGCAGAGAAAUGGUCGCAAAACACUAACCACUGUCCAGGGCCUGUCGUCCGAGUACGACCUGAAGAAAAUCGUGCGAGCAUGUAAGAAGGAAUUCGCAUGCAAUGGCACUGUGAUCGAACAUCCCGAGUACGGUGAGGUUCUGCAGCUGCAGGGUGACCAGCGCGAAAACAUCUGCCAGUGGCUGACCAAGUCGGGACUGGCGAAACCGGACCAACUCAAGGUGCACGGUUUCUAAGCUGUGCACUCACUCAACUACAGUUAUCGUUGUUUUUGUCGUUGUCAUCAUCUCAAGUGUGCAACCCAUCAUACCGGUCGAAAAAACUAUAGUGAAGAAAAAUCCGCAGUAGCAUCAUCAACAGCUUCCCGAGAUAAAAGUCCCGUCUCUUGGUUCUUUCAUCUCGCUCGUUCCGUUACAGGAGGAAACAUUGUCGGUGCGACUCGAGUGUACUAGUAGGUGGGUGGCAGUAUCAUGUUGGCGCAAUUCGGACUCAAUCAGCUCGAGAAAGAAGAGGGUGGUAUUCGAUCAAAUGAAAAACAGCAGUAGUAGCAACAAUAACUGGAAAAAAAAUCAUUCAACAUUUGAAGUAAGAGGAUCCAUUUCUAGCUACAGACUUGAAAAUCUCCAUAAUAAAUGUAAUCCCCCACGUCUGCUUCUCGAUUUUGCGAGCUGUUUGGGAAACAGAAUAUUGAAAAAAAAAUUAACUAAAUAGUCUAUUAGCGAGCGAAUGAGAGACGGAGUGGUUCGGAUUUGUUAGCAAAAUGAAAA
Molecule: messenger RNA, 1165 nt
Organism: Uranotaenia lowii
Lineage: Eukaryota; Metazoa; Arthropoda; Insecta; Diptera; Culicidae
Gene: eIF1
Product: eukaryotic translation initiation factor eIF1
Exons: 3
Coding region: 302-634 (110 amino acids)
Biological process (GO): translational initiation
Cellular component (GO): eukaryotic 43S preinitiation complex
Molecular function (GO): translation initiation factor activity; ribosomal small subunit binding; RNA binding
Source: RefSeq, a predicted model, not a curated record